Pelobates fuscus (common spadefoot toad) is the source of this 2884-nucleotide messenger RNA. It is a transcript of the gene CCDC170, whose product is annotated as coiled-coil domain containing 170. Bases 103 to 2394 code for a protein of 763 amino acids. The transcript has 13 exons. NCBI's taxonomy places the organism in Eukaryota, Metazoa, Chordata, Amphibia, Anura, Pelobatidae. The record is from RefSeq and is a predicted model, not a curated record.
CUUGUGCUGAGUGUAUCUGGAUGAACACUGAUACAAGUAUAGCGACUGGUGACUGAUUACACAUUUCUAGUUCCCUAGAGCUUCCAUUACUGCACCCCAAAGAUGAGCAACAGCAGCUUGAGUUUUGACUCAGAUCAUCCUGCUUCACCUGGACCCCCAAGAGUGGACCCAACAUAUUCAAGCAAGCGUAUUGAUGUGAACAGCAAUGCAGCUUUUCGUUCUGUCUCCCAAAAUACACCAAUGUUGAGAGAUGACACCGAGGCACAAGAACAGUAUAAUCUACCGAGGAGAGCUGUAGAAUUCAUGGAUGAUUUUACAUUACACCAGAAUCCUGGAAGAAACAGGAGCAGAACAGAACUAUUAAAGAGCACCUAUGAUCCCCUACAUCUGGAUAUCCCUGUAACUCGCGAGCAGUUAAAUCACUAUCGGACAAUUGCUGAAAAUGCCCACAGUGAGCUGGCCGCUCUACAUGUAAAAUAUGAGAGCACACAGUCAGAGUUGUUAGACCUUCGGUCCAAGCUUUCUGCCAAAGAAAUCUCUCUCCAAGAAUGUAAGGCAGAGAUUGACAAUUAUAAGGAAAACACUGCAAGACAAUCAUCAAUGAUUGCAUCUUUACGAGCCAGAAUGCAGGAAACGGAGGAAGAAUCAGGAAUGCUUGCUACCUCAAAGACAAGAGCGGAUUUAGCCAUGCAGACAGUUCUUCAGGAAAAUCGAGACAUGAAAGAGAAAAUUCACGAAUUUCAGUCUAGGUUAAAUACAUAUUUGGCUCAGUGGGAGGAAAGCAAGAGUCAAGCGUCACGAUACAGUAGAAGCCAUGGGCAUUUCCUGGAUCAGCUCUCUGCCUGCUUGGAUGUUGACCUCAAAGGAACAGAUGAGUCUGAAGAAAUUAUGAUUUCCAAGGUGAAGGAGCUGAAGAAACAAAACAUUGAAUUGAAGGGUCGUGUGGCUACUCUUGAAGGAACUAUUAAUGUCCAUGAGACGGAAUCAAAAGCCAGCAGAGAAACUAUCAUGAAGCUAGUUAAAGAAGUUAAAAGAGAGCAAAAAAAGGGCUCGUCAUUCACCCAACAGAUUGACAACCUUCAUAAGAGUCUAGAAAGUGUCACAGAUGCCAAGCAGGAUUUUGAAAGGGAAGUUCGAUUACUUCAAGACAGGUUGACAGCCUCCCAGAGGGCCUGGGAAGUCAGCAAGCAAGAGCUAAAUGAGGUCAAGAAGAACUCAGCUGAGCUUGAUAUGACUUUGAAAAGUAAACUUGGAGAGAUGAAGGGAGCUCAAAGUCUAUUUCAUUCAUUCAAAGAAAAUGUUGCUGCAGUUCUCAGCCAAAACUUGACCACUGUGAAACCAAAAGAGGAGUCCAUCUUGGAGAGGAUACAUGAUUUAUGCAACAAAGCAGAAAACAAAAGUGCAAUGGUAACACAGUUGGAAACUCGAAUAUGCAAAUUGAAUGAACAACUCCAGACCCAGACUGACCUGCACCAGGAAGCCUUGCACAGGGCAAAAAAGGCAGAACAGCAGCUAGACGACCUCAGGGGCUGGAUCAAAUUAGCAGAAGGGGAACUGGUGACCGGUGAUGUAAUGAGGGACACACUUAGUAAUGAGAAGCAGAAGUACAUGAAGUUCUUGGAGACUCUCUCGGAUAAGAUGAAGCUAGAAAGGGUGACUGCUGAUUUGGGCUAUGACAUGCGGCUGGAAGCCAUCCUUACCAGAGCCGAUCAGCUGGUCAAACGUGAAUCAGAUGCUGUAAUUGAAAACAAGACUUUGGCUCAUGGUUUGCAAAGAAAGUUAAAAGCCCAGAAAGAAAUGUUUGACAGCAAAGAGCUUCAUAUGGAACUUUUGAGAAAAAAGAUUGCACAGCUUGAGGAAGAAAAACAUGUCCGUACAGCGCUGGCUGUGGAGCGGGAUGAGGCUAACCUGACAGUAAGAAGACUACAAAAGAAGGUAGAAAGACUGCAGAAGGAAUUCAAUUCUGCUCAGGAGUCAAACACAGAGCUCAAGGCCCGACUUUCAGAUACUAACGAGCUUAAGAUCAAAACACUUGAGCAGCAUAAAGCCAUAGAAGAGCUGAAUAAGUCUUUGGAACAGAUAGAAAGGACAAAAGACAAGACUCAAAAGAAGUUAAUUUCUGUCAAAUCAGAGCUAGAUUUUACUGAGCGGGAGGCAAAGGAGGAAAAGGAGAGAACUACAAAUAUGCUGGAGGUUGUUACCAGUGAACUAAAAACACUUAAAAAAACAUUAGAAGAAGUAUCUAAGAGGGAAAAGCAGUUGGUAGACUUCCGGGAGGUGGUUUCACGCAUGCUUGGUCUGAACGUCAAUAUCCUGGCACUUCCAGACUAUGAAAUCAUUAAACGGCUUGAGGGGCUUAUCCACACACACCACCACCAUGUUUCAUGUGCCUAAACCUGAAUGCUCAGUCUGAGUGUUAACCUAUUCUUAAUUAGCUUUAAAAUGUUUCAUUAUUUUACCUUUUUGCAUCAAAUUAUCUUGUGCCAUGCUGAGUGCAGAUCCAUAUAUUUUUUAUCAUAAAAUUGUAAAAGAUUAAAUAUAUUUUAGUAAUUGCUAUAAAAUAAUGCAACGUGCCAUAUUUACUAGUAUCUUCUCAAAAUGAAUGCCUCUUUUUUCUAUUAAAGCUUUUGGAAGUAAAAAAAAAAAUGCACAUUGACAGUAUAACUAUUGUUUACACUUAUUUAUAAAGCAAAAGCAUAGGAUCUUUAAGGCUUCAAUAGAUCACUGAUUGGUAACCUUACUACCAUAUACUUGCAAAUAAACCAUAAUUCCCAUGAUGCUCUACUAGGUUUAUAAUAAUGUUGUUUGGAAACAUCGGAGUUGCCAGUGUUAGCAGUUAGUAACAGGGGUAGCUGAAAUAGCAAAGUUCCACCUAUACAGACAA